GAGGAAUAUUACUUCUGAGGGCGAGAGCAGUUUCUAGAACUUUAUUGAGUUAUAAUUGUCCUGAUAUUUACAACUGAGUCUCAAAAUUAGGCCAAUAUGUCCGAACUCCGUUUCCUCCGGCGGAAUCUCCGCAUCCUCGUCCUAAACCCAAACUCAUCCACCAUCAUGACAGACGGCAUGGCCAACGCCAUCCGCCAAAUGUCACUCCCAGACGCUGAUGUGUCACAAAAGUCAGUUGAGAUAUAUACCUACACAGCCCCUCCCGACUUCGCCCCAGGGAGCAUCAACGACCAAGAGGGCAUCGACCGCAGCACGCAGGCCGUUCUCGAUGAUCCCAAGAUCGAGGAGGAGCUUGAGUCUGAUAAGUACGACGGUGUUCUCGUUGCGUGCUUCAGCGUUCAUUGCUUGGUGUCAAAGUUGACUAGGUACCGACAUCUUGCUGUGACGGGGAUUUUUGAAGCAAGUAUUCUCACGUCUCUUUCGCUUAUGGCUGCGCCGGAUAAUACAGGAAAAUGGGGAAUCGUCACGACCGGAAUGUGGUGGGAAGACCAUUUGUCGCAUGGUGUGAAGAACUUUCUUGGACAGGAGAAGGAUGGGGUGAAUAGCAAGUUUGCUGGUGUUUUCUCGUCUGGACUUACGGCGGGCGACUUUCACACUGUUCCCCCUGAGAAGGUAAGGGAGAAGCUCAAGGAGGCGACACGAAAGUUGCUCAAUGAGGGACAAGUGUCGGUUGUGCUCAUGGGAUGCGGUGGUAUGGCUGGUCUGGAGGAAAUCAUCCGAUCAACGGCUAUCGAGGAGUACGGCAAGGCUGAUGGUAACCUUGUCUACAUCAUUGACGGAGUCAAGGCGGGCGUCAUGCAGUUGGAGCAGAUGAUCCGCAGCAAGCGAAUCUUUCGGUAA
Molecule: messenger RNA, 900 nt
Organism: Fusarium redolens
Lineage: Eukaryota; Fungi; Ascomycota; Sordariomycetes; Hypocreales; Nectriaceae
Product: Asp/Glu/hydantoin racemase
Exons: 2
Coding region: 97-900 (267 amino acids)
Source: RefSeq, a predicted model, not a curated record